GCCUCCACAGCUGGUACAGUGACAGCAGCUGUCAGCCCCAGCACCUCUGGGCGGCUCCCAUCGGCUCUGUGGAGGCCCUGGGCAGAGAAGACUGACACCCCUCUCUCUCAGACUCGGAUCUCAGUGGCUUUGUCCAUUCCCAAAAUACCAGGCGCAUCCUCCCAGAAUGAAAACCUGCUUUUACUGAGGUGAAUCAGACCCUCUGACAGGCUCGGCCACCACAUAAGGAGAAUCUAAGGAUGCUUGCACAUGGCUGGUGUGUGACUACUCAGAGCCCAGCAGGCAUUUGCAUGGGUAAGGCCUGCUACCUCUGAGGGGCCAUGUCAGAAGGAGAGAGUAAGGACAGCUCGGGCAGCGAGUGCCCCGUGUGCUACGAGAAGUUCCGAGACCUGGAGGGCGCCAGCCGGACCCUGAGCUGCGGCCACAUGUUCUGCCAUGACUGUCUGGUCAAGUACCUGCUCUGCACGCGGGUGGACGGGCAGGUGCAGCGGAUGAUCGUCUGCCCCAUCUGCCGCUACGUCACCUUCCUCAGCAAGAAGAGCUCCCGCUGGCCCUCCGUGCUGGACAAGAGCUCGCAGACCCUGGCUGUGCCCGUGGGCCUGCCCUCGGUGGCCUCCCCGGACCGCGGGGGCCACACAAACCCCCUGGCUGUCUCCCAGCCGGUCUGGAGACAGUCGCCCGGCCAGGGGGCUCUGGACCUGCUGCCCGCCCUGCCCCGAGAGUCACAGAUCUUCAUCAUCAGCCGCCACGGGAUGCCGCUGGGGGAGCAGGACAGCGUGCUGCCCCGGCGCAGCCUGGCCGAGCUGUCGGAGGCCUCCCCGGCGCCCAGCGCCAGCCGCUCCUUCUGCUGCCGCUCGCGGGCCCUCCUGCUCAUCACCCUCAUCGCCGUAGUGGCUGUGGUGGCUGCCAUCCUGCCCUGGGUGCUGCUGGUGAGGAAGCAGGCAUGAGCAGCAGCACGCAGAGGGGAGCGAGGCUCAGCGUUUAGGCCGUGCCCGUGCCCUGCCGGCCUUGGCUUGGGAGGGGACAGAGGGUCCCGCUGCAGACCCGGAAUGAUGAGGCUCCAAAGGAGGUCCUAGGCUCGGAGAGGAUGGGGCCAGGCCGGGAGCUUAAGGGCUUUGUCUCCACCCUCUCCGUCCCUUGCCAGUGGGGGCUUUGGCAUGAGGAGAGGCUGCGGCCUAAGAUCCUCUGCGGCUAGCACUGAGCAGCGUCCUCCCUCUCAGUGGCCCCAUGAGUGUCCCCAGCGAACCCCCUCCUCUGGGCUGGAACUGAGCAAGCUAGAAGCUGGGAGGCUACCGCCCUCCUGUAGGGUCACAGACCUGCCCAGUAACCAACCUGAAGCCAAGACACGAGGUAGUGCUGCUGGGCCGCCAUCUUGAAAGAGGGAGAAGAUGGUCUGAGGCUGUGGCCCGGGAUGAGGUGGGGGGAGACAACAGAAAGGGUUUUCUGGAGAGUCACGAUCCCAGCAGGAAACCCUGUUGUCAAAGAGGCCACAGUUGGCAGGAUCGCCCCAAGAAGCGGAGGUUUCUGUGAACCUCCAGGCCAAGGAGCAGGCCCGAUUUUGAGUGUUGGGGUUCUCAAGGGUGAACUGGAAGACAAGGGGUGGAGGGGGGUGCCCUACAGGUGAGGCGAGUCAGCUGGGAGCUAUGUGAGCAAUUAACCCUCGGGGGCUCCCACCCCCCUUCCUGCCAAGUCCACCUCCUCAUGAGCCAACCACUCAUUAGAGGCCGCACCAGCCGGGCCAGUUCCCCGGGUGGAUUCUCCAGGGCUGAGCUGGGUGAGGAAGGGUGGGGAAGAUGUGCUUGUCAGCGACACUGCUGUCUCAACAGUGCAGAGCCGGCGCCGCUCCCCUCAUGAUGAAACCUCUGAGGAAAGCCCCAGAGUGGGUCUCUCUUGAGGAAGACUUCAAGGAAGCUAGUCCCUGGUGACUGAAAACAACAGGGCCUUUCCAGCUCCUGUCACAAACAGAAGGGCUUUGGCACCCUUCGCCACAGAAGUUCACUCUCUGUGGAGAGAACACUGGGCCUCUUAGCUACUUCUUGGGGGUCUGCAUCUUAGUUACAUCUCCAGUGGUUGACAUCCGGGGACCACCAGAGAGGAUGUUUGCGUCAGAGGGAUUGCUUUAAAGAACUCACCAGCUGCUUUAUAGCACCAGGAGGGAACAGGGAGACUGUGGGCAAAGGGUGAUAUUUAUUAUAGAAACAAAAGUUUGAGUCAGCUUCCCAGACUCAGGAGUCCGAGUCCACCCCGGCCGGACCGCAUUAAUCGGUGU
Meriones unguiculatus (Mongolian gerbil) is the source of this 2269-nucleotide messenger RNA. It is a transcript of the gene Rnf222, whose product is annotated as ring finger protein 222. The coding region runs from base 321 to 947 and encodes 208 amino acids. The transcript has 3 exons. Lineage: Eukaryota; Metazoa; Chordata; Mammalia; Rodentia; Muridae. The record is from RefSeq and is a predicted model, not a curated record.